AUGGCCAGCAGACACAGAGAUUUUAAAAUCAAAGCUUGGCCCUUUGUUUCCCACACCUCAAAUGUGGAUAGAUCGGAGACUGAUAUUAUGUGGCCUCUCAUUAGAUAUGAAAGGUAUGGAACGAGGAAAAAGUUUAGUAUUCGUCCAUUCCUAUUCAAGUAUGAAAGUGAUAGCAGUACAAAUGCACUCACUAUCAUGUUCUUGUUUUAUAGUAUCUUGUAUAAGGUUUCUAUUGAUGCUGUAACAUUAUUUCUUCUUCCAUUCCUUACUUUUCAUAGAAAGAGUAAGACUUCACAAACAACCAUGAUAUUGGCAGGUCUCUUGUACUUUUUACGUAAAACUUUUCAUGCAGCUCAAGAAACCAAGUUCAUGGCCAUUCUCCCUUUUAUGUAUUUCUCUAAUGAAUCGAAAAGAACAGAUGACAAUAACAUGUCAUUCCAGACACUAUUUCCAUUCUUUUGGAAGUACAAAACAAAAGAAACACAUUUGAAUAUAGUAUUGCCAUUCUAUUUCUUAUUUGAAAAUGGCAAGUUUAGAAUCAGACAAAUGUGGCCCUUCUUCGGAACUCAGUUAAGACCAGGAAAAUAUCAGGAAUGGUCAAUCUUAUAUCCUCUAUUCAGAGUUAGAAAAGGUGAAGGUAAUUUUACACUUCACAUGCCAUGGCCUUUUUUGAAAUAUGAAAGAUCGCCAGAAAAACAUUCACUUAGAUUCCUUCCAAUUUGUUGGAUUAGAUUUUUGAAAAAAGGAGGGUCCAGAGGAUUUGUUCUUUUCUUUUAUUGGAAACACGUAUCUUCCAAAAAUUGUAGUCCAUCUGAACCUGCCAAGUUUACCUUUGGUAUUUGGGGAUUAUUACACAUCAAAAUUUCUCUAGAUAAGGGAGAAAGCAAAGGACAUCACAUCUUUUGGAUAUUCCUACUCUUUUUCUACUUUAAAAAUUCAGAGAAGGUUUAUACUUUCAUCACACCAUUUUUCAUGCAUGCAAAAUAUGAAAAACAACUUAUGAAACGAAGGAUCUACCUCUUCCCAUUCUUCUAUUAUUCUAAAUAUCACGAUCAUGAUUGGCAUUUAUUUAUUCCUUUGCUUUUUACUUACUUCAAAAAAACUAUUUACAAUUAUUCUACAUCCAAAACCUCAAAAACCUUUUUCACCACCUUACUUUUAUUCUGGUUCCAUAAGUCAAAAUAUGAAACCGAAGGUACCACCUCAACAGAUUACAAUAAUGUCUUCCUCCCAUUUUAUUGGGUACGAAAGGAUAUUGGUAUCAGAGAUGGAAAGACAACAGAUGAUACUACUAAAAUAUUCCUCAUACCUUUACUCUUCUAUUUCUUUAAGGAGAAUAUUGAUGGCAGAGAGGAUAUUAUGGUGAAUCUAUUUUAUUUAUUCUAUUACAGAAAUCAGAAGAGUAUUGAAAAGAUGAGAGUGUGGCUCUUCCCAAUUUUCUAUUAUUCAGAUAUAGGAAAGGAGAAAACAUUCUUACUUUUUGUCCUUCUUUAUGCUAGAAGAUCAGAGGAGAAGAACUAUCUCUCCAUACUUAUCAUAUAUUCUAAAUUACACAAAAAGCAAUCUCACAAAUUGGUAACGUAUCCUUUCUUUUUGUACAUUACCUAUACAAGUUACAAGCAAACAGAUGAGGUUUUAUCACAUACUAGGUUAUUUGUUGGUGGACUCUUUGGUCAUAGAAAGAUUUAUGACGAAGUAACCAUUUGGCUCUUUGUCUGUUACUACUCAUUUGUUUCAAAGAAUGAAAGUAUCAGAAUGGGAUCCUUCUUUUUCCUUCCACCAUAUUUCUAUCAUAGUGUUGAAGAUGGAAAAGUUACCAUGAGUACUAUAUUCCCUUUCUAUGUUUACAAUAGAUAUUGGAAGUACACUUUUAUUUUCCCAUUCUUUUUCAUUAGAAACGAUAGACGCAAGAAAUCGGCCCACUUGCAUUUUAUUUUCGAUUUAUCAAUCGAUUCCCAGGACAAAAAUUAUUACUUCAAGCUUUUCUAUAUUCCAAGAACUAGAUACAGUUUGAUACAAUAUGAUAGCAAGUAUGUUGGAUCAGCUGAGGGUACUUCUAUGAUGAGGCGUUGGAGGUUGUUUGCCUUCCCCUUCUUUUAUUUUGAAAAAAGAGCUUUGGAAACUCCUGAUUUAACCAGCUCAGAAACCAAGCAAUAUGCUCCACUAAUAACUGUGGCAUUAUUCUGGCUCUUGAAAGAUUUAUCAUUGGGCAGGAUUAUUUUAGAUUAUAGAGAGAUGAUCAAGUCAAUGUACAUACUUCCUCUUUUUUAUAUCAAGAUUGAUAGAAAUAACCAAGUUGUUAAUGCCUUACGUAAUGGUCAAUAUUUGUCAUUCUCGCUAAUCUAUUUUAUCAGUGAAAAGGUUGCCUUAUUUAGAUAUACCAGAUUAAUAACUCCAAACUCUCAUAGAUCUAGCAUGUAUGUGUUCCUAUUAUUCUUCAGUACUGUCAAAAAUUGGUGGACAGGUCAUGGUGAGGUUGUAGGUAAUGAUUUUACUCUCUCAUUCCUAUGGAUUUUCAGACAAGGUUGGAGCUUUAUAUAUUGGAACCAACAAUAUUCCACUGAUGCCUACAAUUAUUUGUGCUGUUAUGUUUUGCCUCUAUUUUACUUUGAUAAGCAAACUAAGACAACAACUUUGGAGGAAGUAUUUGAAAGAAGCUUUUCUUUGCUUUGGAUAUUACACAAGACUGCAGCUCUUUUCACCAUGGAUAAGGUUGUCAACACUUCUAAAGAAAGCAACCAAAUUACUAAGAGUGAUACUAGCUCCUUCCUAUUCCCAAUUUAUUAUUAUUCAUGCAAUGAUUCAAACAAAGUUUGGAAAUGGUUAUGGUUGCCAGCUCCAAAAACAUGGGGAGUCUCUAUUAUUAACUGGAUUGUUGAGUAUGAAUACUCCACUUACAAACCAAUUGAUCAAAGAAAAAUUGGAGAGCAGAGACUUCACAUAUCACCACUUUACUAUAGAGAUAUCAAGUACGAUCUCACCCAACCAAGCAAGACUGUCCAAGAAGAUGUUCACUACGGAUUUUGGUUUUUCACAAAGAACCUGUCCUUGAUACGUGCAUGGAGUUUAACCACAACUAGUAACAGAAAGCAAGGGUUCUACAUUUUCCUCGUCAUUCUCAAGUAUACCAACGUGAGUGGAACAAGUUUGAGAAAGACUUUCUGUUUGGUUUGGAUGUUCACCAAGUGGCUUGCUCUCUUCCACAAUAACGUACUUUGUACACAACCUUCUGUUUCCAUGAGUACUAAUACAGAUGAUUACUCUAACAAGAAUCACAGACAAUUCGUAAUGAGUUUAUACUUUUACAAGCACAUGACUGGAAAUAUUGAAAGGAGAGAAUUCUCAUUGUUCUGGCUCUUUUACAAAUAUGUUACCUUUUUCUGUGUUUGGAAGUAUGAGAACGAACAAGGUUGGUUUGCCUAUCCAUUGGUUUUCUAUAGAGCAGUUAAGACGACUACUAGAGCGUUCAAAUUCCUCUCAGUUCUAUUCCUGGUAGAAAAAUAUGUUUCAGUUUUCUUUUGGAGAUGUGUUGUUGAGGGAAAUAGGAAGAAGAUUCUUACCUAUCUGUUCCCAAUAUUCUUCCUUGAAAGAGAAAGGGAAUCCGUCACACUCGAGACAAAAACUCACUUAUUCAUGUUAUGGUUAUUCUACAAGAGAAUUGCCAUGGCCCACUAUUGGAAGUUAUUUGCUAACGGUCAUACAGAUUCUGGAUUUUAUUCAUUCCCACUUGUGAGAUAUACCAAUGAUUCUUCAGGAGAAGCUGGAAAGAAGUUUGACAUUUCAAUCUUCUAUUUCUUCCACAAAAAUUUGGCUAUCAUUUAUUUUGGUAAAGAUAGAACCAGAACCUAUUGUGAUACAAUGUUCUACAUUUUCCCACUUUUCAUUCAUCAAACAAAGGAUCACAGCUCAAAUUUAACCAAAAGAAUAGAUUGGUCUAUUUUCUUCUUGUUCUAUUACAAGCUAGCACUCGUGAGAUAUUGGAAUAUUGUAACAUUCAUCUCGAAUGUGGGAAAUAAGACCAAAUCUACUCAAGAUUUGUGCUUUUAUAUUUUCAUGUUAUACUCCUUCACAAAGGAAUUUGCAUCAUCCAAGACAACUUUGACUCACUCAUUUGCUUGGUUAUUCCAUCCAUUAUUGUCCACAUUAAGAUUCAAACUCUCAAGAUGCCGUGAAGAUUUUAGCAGACUUUUCUAUAUUUUCCCACUCAUACUUUUCCAUUCUUCUAAGGAAGGAGGCACAUCAACAUUCUACUUGUCACUUCUCUGGUUAUUCCACAAGUUUGUUUCUAUGUUCCAUUUUGGAAGACAAGUUUUUGGUGAUGGACAUAUUCUUGCAGGUGGCGCGUCUGAUAAUAAGGACUCUAAAAUCACUAGUUUUAUACUCUUCCUCUAUUUCUAUGCAAGCGAUACAAGAGUUAAGGAAAAGAAGUGGAGUUUGUUCUGGCUGUUUGUUCGUCAAGUCAGUUUCAUCAGAUAUUCCAAAUCUCUUAAGGAAGGUCACAAACUUUUGAAAUUCCUCGUCUUCCCAUUCUUCAAAUUUGAAAGAUGGAGCACUAAAUCGUCUAGAUGGUGCCUACUUCCUUUCGUUCCUGUCAAAUUCUCUUGGGUUGCCAACUUUAUGGUUUACACUAAGCGUGUCAACAAGGUUGGAGCUGUUCUUGAUGAUGGCAAGGAAGACAAGUCCUCUAGAGAUCAAAAUAGAUAUCUCAGAGUUUUAUACAAGGUUGUUGUUUGGCAAUAUGUUGAUCAAGUUAAAUCUUUGGAAAUUAAUCCAUUCUUUGCCAGUGAACAUGACUAUACAGAUGGAUAUAAGAGUUGGGAUAUUCUUGGAGGGUGUUUGGGCAGAGUGAAGAACUCUCCAGAGCAUCAAGAUGCUUGCAGAUUAUUCUGUUGUUGUUUUGUUUAA
This is a messenger RNA of Naegleria gruberi, 4905 nucleotides long. RefSeq lists its product as uncharacterized. The coding region runs from base 1 to 4905 and encodes 1634 amino acids. The transcript has a single exon. The record is from RefSeq and is a predicted model, not a curated record. NCBI's taxonomy places the organism in Eukaryota, Heterolobosea, Eutetramitea, Acrasida, Naegleriidae.